UGGCACACGGUACAUAUUUUCCUGCUGGAUUACUUCAGCUCACUGUUCAUUCUCAGGUUUUUCUCUCUCCUGUAAUUAACCAUCAUAUGUCAUAACGCAUGUUCUGAAGAUGGAGAGAAAUAUCAGCAAAAUACUUGACAUAUCGUGGAGAUUCGGAGUGACCGCAGCAAGUAACGAUUCCAACAAUGUCGCAAAAUCAUUUCUACAACUUAAGUUAUGUCUUGAUGAUGAUGGUAAAAUCAAGAAUGUAUUUAUUGAGAUGACAAUAGGGCAGUUUUACAAAUUUCUACAUGAUUUGGAAAAGGCAAAAUGUAAUCUUGAUUUGUUAUUGUGAACAAAUUAUACAUGCAUAUUAAAAUAAUAUUCUAUGUAGAUGUUACCCGUAUUAAGAUAUAUAUUUACAACUCAAACAAUUGUUUUUUG
This is a messenger RNA of Temnothorax curvispinosus, 423 nucleotides long. Its product is annotated as COMM domain-containing protein 7-like. The coding region runs from base 110 to 334 and encodes 74 amino acids. The record is from RefSeq and is a predicted model, not a curated record. The transcript has 2 exons. NCBI's taxonomy places the organism in Eukaryota, Metazoa, Arthropoda, Insecta, Hymenoptera, Formicidae.